This is a messenger RNA of Cryptomeria japonica (Japanese cedar), 4523 nucleotides long. RefSeq lists its product as uncharacterized. The transcript is spliced from 21 exons. Gene Ontology annotation, biological process: protein import into nucleus. Bases 540 to 3908 code for a protein of 1122 amino acids. Gene Ontology annotation, molecular function: nuclear import signal receptor activity. The record is from RefSeq and is a predicted model, not a curated record. Gene Ontology annotation, cellular component: nucleus; cytoplasm. Lineage: Eukaryota; Viridiplantae; Streptophyta; Pinopsida; Cupressales; Cupressaceae.
UAAAAAAAGAAUUGUCGUUCGGGAAAAACUUGUUCCUUGAAAUUUCCACUUUCCCUCCAACCUUUUUAUAACCAAAACCUCCACAACUUUUAGGGCUUCAAAAAAAGGGGCGCAAAGAAGAGAGGAGUCUCUGCAGAGCGCUUUCAAAAACCCUUCUCCGUUCUGCAGAGAGGAAGAGAUUAUUAGGAUCGGAUCUAUUAGAUUUAACAGAUUAUUAUGAAAAAAACAUAUGUGGAUAAUUCUUGAGGAUAGUGUUUUUGCCGUUGGAUUGUUGUUGAAGUAGAGUUCCUGUGAUGGUUUGUGCAAUCGACCGUGGAAGGAUUUUAGCUUCAGUUGUCGAUUAGCGAUGAAAUAUUCUUGUCUUGUUGAUAACUGAUGUUAACUGUGGAGUAGGGUUUAUGAUAGUUUGUUUAAAGACUUAAGCAACAUGUAUCUGUAAUUUAUUGUGAAUGGAUGCUGUUUCUGCUUGAAAGAACUGUAUUGUUGCUGUUGGAUUGCCCUUGGAAGGAUCUUAUCUUUGCUUGUGGCUUAUCAGAAUCAUGGAGGCGAUGUCAUCAGAAGUGGUGCAGGGGCAGAUUAAUGCCAUUCUAGGUGCCGAUCCGGCGGCUUUUGAAGCCUUAAUAACGCACCUUAUGAGUGCCGGCAACGAGCAGCGAGGUCAGGCGGAGGUGCUAUUUAAUGCGUGCAAGGAGAAGCACCCCGAUGCACUGGCUUUAAAGCUAGUCUAUGUUCUACAGUCUUGUGGCAAAGUUGAAAUCAGGGCCAUGGCGGCUAUAUUGCUGCGCAAACAGAUUACCCGGGACGAGACCUAUAUCUGGCCCCGCCUGCAGCCAUCCACUCAGACCGCAGUCAAGGGCCACCUUCUUGUCUGUGUGCAAAGGGAAGAAGUCAAAACAAUUGUUAAAAAGCUCUGUGAUACUGUUGCGGAGCUUGCUGCCUCGAUCAUCGAGGAAGGUCAGUGGCCAGAGUUGUUGCCCUUCAUGUUCCAGUGCGUAAGUUCCGAUUCUCCAAGGCUUAAAGAAUCUGCGCUUCUCAUGUUUGCACAGUUGUCUCAGUACAUCGGUGAUCACCUGCACCCGCAUCUAAGCACACUGCACACCGUCUUUCAUCAGUGCCUCAACCCAACCUCACCCUCUGAUGUGCGCAUUGCAGCCCUAGGGGCGACAACUAAUUUUGUACAGACAAUCGAGUCACCACAAGAUAGGGAACGGUUCCAAGACCUCCUGCCUGCUAUGAUGCAGACUCUCACUGAGGCCCUCAACCACAAUGAGGAGGUUACUGCACAGGAGGCACUUGAAAUGUUUAUCGAAUUAGCUGGCACUGAGCCACGGUUCUUGAGGCGGCAGAUUGUGGAUGUAGUUGGCUCCAUGCUGCAGAUUGCCGAGGCAGAAUCCCUUGAAGAGGGGACAAGGCAUCUUGCCAUAGAGUUCAUUAUUACUCUUGCUGAAGCAAGGGAACGGGCACCUGGGAUGAUGAGGAAACUUCCACAGUUUAUUGGUAGGCUUUUUGCUAUUCUGAUGAAAAUGCUUCUUGAUAUUGAGGAUGAUCCUGCCUGGCAUGCAGCAAAUACCGAGGAUGAAGAUGCUGGGGAGUCCAGCAAUUAUAAUGUUGGUCAGGAGUGUUUGGAUCGGUUAGCCAUUUCUCUGGGAGGGAAUACUAUUGUGCCUGUUGCAUCUGAGUUGCUUCCCGCUUAUUUGGCUGAUCCUGAUUGGCGUAAGCAUCAUGCUGCUCUCAUCACUCUUGCUCAAAUUGCCGAAGGUUGUGCUAAGGUGAUGAUAAAGAAUCUUGAGCAAGUUGUCAACAUGGUUUUGAACUCUUUCCAAGAUCCCCAUCCCCGUGUGCGAUGGGCAGCUAUCAAUGCUAUCGGUCAGCUCUCGACAGAUCUUGGUCCAGAUUUGCAACAACAAUAUCAUCAGCGGGUUCUGCCUGCAUUGGCUGGAGCAAUGGAUGAUUUUCAGAACCCCCGAGUGCAGGCACAUGCAGCUUCAGCUGUGCUUAACUUCAGUGAAAAUUGCACACCUGAUAUUUUGACACCAUACUUGGAUGGCAUAGUGAGCAAGCUGCUUGUUCUUUUGCAAAAUGGGAAGCAGAUGGUGCAGGAGGGUGCUUUGACAGCUUUAGCAUCUGUUGCUGAUUCUUCUCAGGAGCAAUUUCAGAAGUACUAUGAUGCAGUUAUGCCUUAUUUGAAAGCCAUAUUACUAAAUGCUACCGACAAAGCUAACCGUAUGCUGCGUGCCAAGGCUAUGGAAUGCAUUAGCCUGGUUGGAAUGGCUGUUGGAAAGGAUAAAUUUAGAGAUGAUGCUAAACAGGUAAUGGAGGUGCUCAUGACACUACAAGGAUCUCAGAUGGAGGCUGACGACCCAACCAUAAGUUACAUGCUACAAGCAUGGGCAAGACUUUGCAAGUGUUUGGGACAAGAUUUUCUUCCUUAUAUGAAUGUAGUGAUGCCUCCACUUCUUCAGUCUGCCCAGCUAAAGCCAGAUGUGACCAUCACUUCUGCAGAUUCUGAUAAUGAUAUUGACGAUUCUGAUGAUGAGAGUGUGGAGACUAUCACCCUAGGAGAUAAAAAGAUUGGUAUUAAAACAAGUGUUUUGGAGGAGAAGGCAACAGCUUGUAAUAUGCUAUGCUGCUAUGCUGAUGAAUUAAAAGAGGGCUUCUUUCCAUGGAUUGAUCAGGUUGCCCCAACAUUGGUUCCACUUCUGAAAUUUUACUUCCAUGAAGAAGUUCGCAAAGCUGCUGUUUCAGCAAUGCCGGAGCUAUUGCAGUCUGCCAAACUGGCCGUGGAGAAGGGACUGGCGCAGGGAAGAGAUCAAACCUAUGUUAAACAGCUGUCUGAUUACAUUAUACCUGCCCUGGUUGAAGCUUUGCAUAAGGUCAUUUGGACAUCACCAGAGCCUGAGACUGAAAUUUGUUCUAGCAUGCUGGAUGCAUUGAAUGAAUGCAUACAGAUAUCAGGGACCUUGCUUGAUCAAGGACAAGUCAAGUCAAUAGUGGAUGAAGUCAAGCAAGUAAUAACAGCCAGUGCAACUCGAAAGAGGGAACGGACGGAGAGGACUAAAGCUGAGGACUUUGAUGCAGAGGAAGGGGAAAUACUUCAAGAGGAAAAUGAGCAGGAAGAAGAAGUUUUUGAUCAAGUUGGAGAAUGCAUAGGAACACUUAUUAAGACUUUUAAAUCCUCGUUCUUGCCAUUCUUUGAUGAACUUUCCUCUUAUAUAACACCUAUGUGGGGGAAGGAUAAAACAGCUGAAGAAAGAAGAAUUGCUAUUUGUAUUUUUGAUGAUGUGGCUGAACAGUGUCAGGAAGCUGCUGUAAAAUAUUAUGAUACGUAUUUACCUUUCUUACUAGAAGCUUGCACUGAUUCUAAUGCUGAUGUGCGGCAGGCUGCUGUUUAUGGCAUUGGGGUCUGUGCCGAAUUUGGUGGAUCCAAAUUCAAGCCUCUUGUUGGAGAGGCACUUUCCAGACUGAAUGUAGUAAUAAGUCAACCAAAUGCACGGGAUGGUGAGAAUAUAAUGGCGACUGACAAUGCAGUUUCUGCAUUAGGGAAAAUCUGUCAAUUUCAUCGUGACAGUAUUGAUGCCGUGCAGGUUAUUCCUGCUUGGCUAAGUUGUUUGCCUAUAAAAGGAGAUUUAAUUGAAGCCAAAAUUGUCCACGAACAAUUAUGCUCCAUGGUUGAGCGGUCUGAUGCAGAUAUUCUUGGACCCAACAAUCAGUAUUUACCUAAAAUAGUUGCAGUAUUUGCUGAGGUUUUAUGUGCUGGCAAGGACCUUGCAACGGAUCACACUCUUGCUCGUAUGGUGAAUCUCCUGAGACAAUUACAGCAAACGCUUUCUCCAUCUGCUCUUGCUUCAACAUGGUCCUCCUUGCAACCUCAGCAGCAGUUGGCCUUGCAAUCAAUUUUGUCUUCAUAAUUUAUUCUCAUGGGACAGCUGAGGAUGUAUGGAUUUUUAUCUUGGGUCUUUGCUAGACUUGUUUGUGUAGACUGAAUUACCUAAGCGGGGGUGUUGAUCAUUCUUUUCUGUAGUCAUUCAUUUCACGAGGGCUUUCUGUAAGGCAGGUAUGCAAUAUUCAAUGUCUAAAGAGUUUUGUUAGUCAGUCCUACGUGCCCAUAAUAUGAAAUGGGUUUACAUAGUUCAGAGUUAUUGUAUUAUAAUCUCUCCCAUGUGGCAGAGAAGUGUAGAUGCUUUGAAAUGUGUGUUGCUGUUGAGGUUCAGAGCAAGAGUUUUUACAAACUCUUGUAUCUUGUUGGAUAUGGAAAGUGUGCUCUAUGCAGGAAGAAAAUGAUAAGGCGGUGCUCAGUUGAGUCAUGCCAUGGUGAAAUGACAUAAGCUACUCUCUGUAUCUGGUAUUGUAGUGCUGAGUUGUGGCACUACAUAGUUUUGUUAUAAGAAUCAUUAAAAUACCUACGAGUAGAAGAUUUUCAUGGGAUUUAAAAUUCUAUUGUUGCAAAGAGAACUUUGGAUGUUUUAUCCUAUUGGUUUAUUUAAUCUCAAAUUCAAUGCAAAAGAGACAGCCUGGUUUAUUUA